GCUGAAAACAACCUAACGAUCGAAACAGUAAAACACAUUGCUGUUAACCUCCAGGCACAAAUCGCCCAGUUCGGCAAUAUGAUGGAAAAACUAGGAGCAAUUGAAAAUAAAGAUGUGCAAAAGUACACGUGUGUAUUCUCUGACUCCCACCACAAACAUGGGGCCAAAAAACAAAUGUUAAAAGCCAAACGGCUAGCAACUAAUAAGCGCAAAGAGCACAGAAAGGUCAGACGCCAGAAACGUUCAACUAUCACAAUAGAGGCGAACAAAAAACACAUAAAAAACCUCUCAAACAAAGAACUUACAAAUGAC
Porites evermanni is the source of this 312-nucleotide messenger RNA. The record is from the annotation of a GenBank genome assembly. Lineage: Eukaryota; Metazoa; Cnidaria; Anthozoa; Scleractinia; Poritidae.